UUCUGUUCACAAUGGCAGCUGCUACUUCUUCUCUAUCCGCUGAUGAGUACACUUGCUCGGUGUGUCUGGAUGUCCUGACGAAGCCGGUCACUAUCCCAUGUGGACACAGCUACUGUAUGGACUGUAUCAAUGACUACUGGGAUCAGUUGGACACACUUCAUAUCUAUAGGUGUCCUCAAUGCAGGCGACAAUUUAACAUAAGGCCAGAGCUUAACAAAAAUGUCUUGAUGGCUGAAGUUAUAGAGAACCUAAAAGAAGUGCAAACUGAUGUCACACAAUGUCAGAAUUCUGCCGGACCUGAUGAUCUUCUCUGUGAUGUGUGUCCAGGGAGACAAAGGAAAGCGGUGAAGACUUGUCUGACCUGUAUGGCCUCUUACUGCCAGACACACAUACAGCCUCACCAGGAGUUUGAAGCUCUGAAAAGACACAACCUGGAGGAGCCGAUUGGAAAACUCGAAGAGAAGCUCUGCACGAAGCAUAAUAAGGUUCUGGAAAUGUUCUGUAGGACCGAUAAAACCUGCAUCUGUUUACUGUGUGUGGCAACUGACCAUAAGAAUCAUGAUACGGUGUCACCAGAUGAAGAGAGAGCUGGGAGACAGAGUCUUUUGGAGAACAGAAAGGCAAAAAUUAAAAAAAGAAUUCAAGAGAAAGAGAAAAAAAUGGACGAGAUGAAGGAGACGGUGGCGAGUAUUCAGAGCUGUGCAGACAGAGAAGUUCAUAAACACGUGGAGACCUUCAGUUCUCUCCUUCAGUCCAUUGAGAGGCUGAGGUCAGAGGUCAUUGAGGUCAUUAAGAAUCAUGAGAGGAGGGAAGUGAGGAAGGCAGAAGAGAUCAUGGAGCAACUGGAGAAGCAGCUCAAGGACCUGAAGAGGAGAGAUGCUGAGCUGGCCAUGCUGUCACAGACAAGUGACCAUAUCCACUUCUUGAAGAAGUUGCCAUCUCUCUGUGUCCCUCCUGAAGAUAAAAACAUACCCAACUUCACUAUCGACAGAGAUUUGCUUCCUGAAACUCUGAUUAAAGACCUUUCAGCUCUGAAAAAGUGUCUUCAGGAGAUCAGUGGUUGGGAGUUUGUUAAGACCAGUGAGAUUGGGUUUAGCACAUCAGGUUUCGUUCUUCAGAAUCUGAAAAGCAGAAAUUACUUCUUGAAGUACUCCUGCCCACUCACAUUGGACCCCAACACGGCACACAAACGGCUCAGCCUCUCGGAAAGGAACAAGAAGAUGACGAGCGAUGAUGCUGAGAACAAAUAUCCCGAUCAUCCUGAUCGAUUCGACUGCCUGUCACAAGUUCUGUGCAGAGAGGCUCUGAGUGGACCUCGCUGUUACUGGGAGGUUGAGUGGAGUGGGUUCAAGGUGGCGAUUGGAGUGGCGCAUAAAGGAAUAGAAAGGAAAGGAAAGAGCGACGAGUGUCGUCUUGGAAGCAACGACAAGUCCUGGAGUCUAUUCUGCUCUGAUUCCCGUUAUUCUGUGCGUCACAGUAACAAUACUACUGUUGUCACUGUCCCCAACAGUCCUAGAAUAGGUGUGUACCUGGACCGCUUAACUGGAUCUCUGUCCUUUUACAGUGUCUCCCAUCCAAUGAUCCUCCUGCACAGGUUCGACUUCUCCUUUAAUGAGCCGCUCUAUGCAGGAUUUUGGGUUUUAAAGAAUUCCAGUGUAACAAUCUGUCCUUUGAGCAGAUCCAUAGGUGACUCCAUGUUUGUGUAGCAUAAGCUUUAUCUGUUUAUUGUAGUAAAUAAUGAUUUUGUUGUGUGUA
Polypterus senegalus (gray bichir) is the source of this 1755-nucleotide messenger RNA. Its product is annotated as tripartite motif-containing protein 16-like. The coding region runs from base 12 to 1706 and encodes 564 amino acids. The record is from RefSeq and is a predicted model, not a curated record. Gene Ontology annotation, molecular function: protein binding; zinc ion binding. NCBI's taxonomy places the organism in Eukaryota, Metazoa, Chordata, Cladistia, Polypteriformes, Polypteridae. The transcript has 6 exons.